Chrysochloris asiatica (Cape golden mole) is the source of this 735-nucleotide messenger RNA. It is a transcript of the gene GSTO2, whose product is annotated as glutathione S-transferase omega 2. Gene Ontology annotation, cellular component: cytoplasm. Gene Ontology annotation, biological process: glutathione metabolic process; L-ascorbic acid metabolic process. Gene Ontology annotation, molecular function: glutathione transferase activity; glutathione dehydrogenase (ascorbate) activity. NCBI's taxonomy places the organism in Eukaryota, Metazoa, Chordata, Mammalia, Afrosoricida, Chrysochloridae. The transcript has 6 exons. Bases 1 to 735 code for a protein of 244 amino acids. The record is from RefSeq and is a predicted model, not a curated record.
AUGUCAGGGAAUGCGACCAAGACCCUGGAGAGAGGAUGCGCCCCCCCAGGGCCGGUCCCUGAGGGCACGAUCCGCCUCUACAGCAUGAGGUUCUGCCCCUACUCCCACAGAACCCGCCUCAUCCUUCAGGCCAAAGGAAUCAAAUACCAAGUUGUCAACAUUAAUCUGAGAAACAAGCCUGAAUGGUUCUAUACUAAGCACCCCUUCGGUCAAAUACCCGUCCUGGAGAACAGCCAGUGUCAGCUGAUCUAUGAAUCGGUCAUCGCUUGUGAGUACCUGGAUGACGCUUAUCCGGGGAAAAAGCUGUUUCCAUGUGACCCUUAUGAGCGAGCGCGUCAGAAGAUGUUAUUGGAGCUGUUCUGUAAGGUCCCAUAUUUGACCAAGGAGUGUCUGAUAGCAUUACGAAACAGGAGAGAUUGCUCAGACCUGAAGGCGGCCCUACGUCAGGAAUUCUGCAACCUGGAAGAGAUUCUUUGCUAUCAGAAGACUUCCUUCUUUGGCGGGAACUGCAUAUCCAUGAUUGAUUACCUCCUUUGGCCCUGGUUUGAACGGCUGGAUGUCUAUGGGGUAGCUGACUGUGUGGACCACACCCCAACACUUAAGCUCUGGAUGGCAGCCAUGAAGCAGGAUCCUGCAGUGUGUGCCCUUCUUAUAGAUAAGAGUACUUUCCUGGGCUUCUUGAAUCUCUACUUUCAGAACAACCCUGAUGCCUUUGACUAUGGGCUGACUUGUUGA